Lacerta agilis (Sand lizard) is the source of this 1011-nucleotide messenger RNA. Its product is annotated as olfactory receptor 1009-like. Lineage: Eukaryota; Metazoa; Chordata; Lepidosauria; Squamata; Lacertidae. The transcript has 2 exons. Bases 1 to 1011 code for a protein of 336 amino acids. The record is from RefSeq and is a predicted model, not a curated record. Gene Ontology annotation, cellular component: membrane. Gene Ontology annotation, biological process: G protein-coupled receptor signaling pathway. Gene Ontology annotation, molecular function: olfactory receptor activity; G protein-coupled receptor activity.
AUGCAAAGAAAAAACAACCAAACAGCCAUCACAGAAUUUAUUCUCUUGGGAUUCGGGAAUCUUCAUGGUCUACAAAUCCUUCUGUUUGUGACAUUCUUGGCUAUCUACCUGAUUACAGUCACAGGCAACAUCUUCAUAUUGAUUACCAUAUCACUCAGCCGAGGCCUUCACACACCCAUGUAUUUCUUCCUGUUUAAUUUCUCUUUCCUGGAGAUCUGUUAUACAACCUCAGUUGUCCCAAAAAUGCUGAAGACUUUUCUUAAAGUACGUGAAGCCAUCUCCUUCUCUGGUUGCAUUACCCAGUUUUAUUUCUUUGGCUCCAUGGCAGUCAUUGAAUGCUAUCUCUUAGCGGUGAUGUCUUAUGAUCGGUACCUAGCCAUCUGCAAUCCACUUCGCUACACAACCAUCAUGAACAUCAGAGUCUGCUUUCAGAUGGCAGCUGGUUCCUGGAUAAGUGGAUUCCUGACUCCCAUAGUGACUAUCGUGCUAACUUUCCGAUUGCCGUUCUGUGCCUCCAAUGAAAUUGACCAUUUCUUCUGUGAUUUAAACCCUAUUAUAAAGCUCUCCUGUGCUGACCCUCAUAUAGCAGAGAUGACCACAUUCAUUUUAGCAUCCAUGGUGACAAUGGUCCCCUUUCUUCUCACUUUGGCUUCAUAUGCCAAAAUUAUUUCGACCGUUUUGAGAAUUCCAUCUGCCAAAGGGAAGCAGAAAGCUUUCUCCACAUGUUCCUCUCACCUCAUUGUGGUGACACUGUUCUAUGUCACUUUAGGUACUGUUUAUGCAGCCCCAUCAGCAAAACAGUCACCCAUUCUCAAUAAACUCUUCUCUCUGUUGUACACUGUCAUCACACCCAUGCUCAACCCCAUGAUCUAUAGUCUAAGAAACAAAGAUGUCAAAGAAGCCCUGUGGAAACUCAUCUAUAAAGAACCUUAUUGUCCAUGCAUGGCCACCACUGUGGAACCAGAGGCAGCAUAUAAGGGAACCUCAACAGAAGUGGCGAUAGACCAGUGA